Emiliania huxleyi CCMP1516 is the source of this 590-nucleotide messenger RNA. RefSeq lists its product as hypothetical. Bases 1 to 531 code for a protein of 176 amino acids. Lineage: Eukaryota; Haptophyta; Isochrysidales; Noelaerhabdaceae. The record is from RefSeq and is a predicted model, not a curated record. The transcript is spliced from 3 exons.
AUGGCCGCGGUGCUCUCGCUCGCCGCCCUGCACCCGGUGCUCUCGCUCGCCGCCCUGCACCCGGCUUCGCCGCGUCAUGAGAGCCGUGCCUACCGCUCGCCGCUCUUCUCUCGCCGCUCGGCCGUGCUCGCGCCGCUCGCCACGCUGCUCGCCUUGCCGCUCUCCGCUGUGCCUGCCUCAGCCCGCUCCUACAAGGGCGACGACCCGCUAACGCUGAGGCUACGGCAAUCACGGGAGGAGCUUGCCGCCUGCGGCCCACUGCUCGAGCAGCGGCGGUGGGAUGAGGUCCGCAAAGUCACGUCCGUGCUCCUCGCGGCGAUGACCUUCAAGGGCUACACCGGCGAGUCGGCGGAGCUCACCGGAGCCGUCUCCGAGCUCGACGCGCUGCUGCCAGAGAUGGGGAGCGACGCCCACCGCCGCAGCCUGGCCGCCCCGCUGCACCUGUGCGACAGCUGGGUCGUCGCCGGCGUGUGCGAGAUCCUGCCACAGAGCAAGAGCCUCGGCGACCUCGUCGGGAGGUACACCUUCUGAUGAUCUGAUGAGAGAUAUCGAGAGGGUGUGGCGCUGGGCCCGUAUACAUGAAUAUACAG